AUGUAUCUAUGGGUCGCCUCUGCGCAGCAAGUCAUCACGGCCAUAGACAACGACUCGUUGCAAGCUCUUUUUGUCACAGAAAUGGACAAUACAGCAGAGGCGCGGCAAAAUAUCCUUCUGAUUCUCGGUCUUGACGCCUGGCUGAAAAGUCAGCGUACUCGUGAGAAUCGGGCCUAUGCCGAAGAGGUUCGGCAACGAAUUCAAGGGCAGUCAAAUGGAUCACUCUCCGUUCCCAAAGACCAACAUCGUGAUGUGGAGCGAAUGCUCCUAGAUCUUGAAUUGAGGUACUGCUGCCAUAUUAUUCGGGUGAACACCCAUGAGGAGCUGAGUGAAUGGAUAUACUCGAUUGCGAGUGAUGUCUCAUUCCGGCCAUACAGACUGUUGCAGUAUGAAAAUUCUGCACGACGGACAAAUACCCACACUCGAAAUGGCAUACCUAUUUUACAAGCUAUGCUGGAGGAAAUUCCACGGUGCACAUCCCAUGCAUCCCAAGCUAUUAUCGCUAAAUACCCGUCGUUUCAAGCACUUAUGAAGGGCUACGAGAGCUGCAAAACACCUGAUGAGGCUUCUUUGUUACUGUCCGACUUGAUCACGGAUGGCCGAACACAGCGUCGCAUCGGCCCACAGCUCUCCAAACGCAUCUACGUUUAUCUAUGUGCUCACGACCCCGUGAUACCCAUUGAGUAG
Molecule: messenger RNA, 687 nt
Organism: Malassezia pachydermatis
Lineage: Eukaryota; Fungi; Basidiomycota; Malasseziomycetes; Malasseziales; Malasseziaceae
Product: crossover junction endonuclease eme1
Exons: 4
Coding region: 1-687 (228 amino acids)
Biological process (GO): resolution of meiotic recombination intermediates; replication fork processing; double-strand break repair
Cellular component (GO): Holliday junction resolvase complex; nucleus
Molecular function (GO): DNA binding; nuclease activity
Source: RefSeq, a predicted model, not a curated record